AUGGUUGCUUGCAACUCUUGUUAUGACUGCAAGGUCCUGUUUCAAUCACUGGCGUCAGACAGGCGCACGACACCAACUCAAACCUUUUCACCUUGUCCUGUACAUCGUAAAUAUUGAUUGAAAGCGAAGCAUUGCUGAACAGCGUACUGGAGUUUUAAUUUGCAGGAGCUUCAUAAGACCUGAAGAGUGUCCCUCGUCGUGUGACUUUGAGGGUCAGACGGAUUUUUUCCCCCUCGCAUUAUCGUGGACAGAGGACUAAACUUUUUAUUAUUAUUAUUAUAGGGGGAUUCAUAAAUUGACCCACCGACGACCUUCACAUCUUACAUUAUUAGUACAGAUACAUAGUUUGAUACAUUGUCGGGCUGUUUACAAACGUCGACUUUUUCCCCUUUUCUUGAAUGCGUUGCAAAUAUGAUGAUGUCACCGACGCCACUUUUUCCUGAAGUUAUGGCGGAGCACAACUUUUCCAACUUGUCUUGACCAUUGAGAGCACUUGGCUUUGCUAAUGGAGCACCUCCAGGGAGCGUGGAAGACCCUGAGCAACGGCUUCGGAAUGAAGGACUCUGUGUUCGAGGGCCCGUGCCUUUCACCAACCAUGGUCCAGGGCUUCCCCUACCAGCGUCGUUCCUCAGAUGACAGCAAGAUGCCUGACUCGAAGACUAGCAGCACUAUUCGCGUCUACCUCCCCAACCAGCAACGCACUGUGGUGAAUGUGCGACCAGGUAUGACCCUGCACAGUUGCCUGAUCAAAGCCUUGAAGGUGCGGGGUCUGCAGCCCGAGUGCUGCGCUGUUUUCAGGCUGCACCCGGGGCAAAGGAGUAAAAAAUUACGCAUGGAUUGGAAUACUGACUCCACCUCACUGAUCGGGGAAGAACUGCUGGUGGAGGUUUUAGAUCAUGUACCCUUGACUACACACAAUUUCGUUCGGAAAACAUUUCUGAAGUUGGCAUUCUGUGACAUUUGCCAGAAGUUUCUUCUGAAUGGAUUCCGUUGCCAAACAUGCGGCUACAAAUUCCAUGAGCAUUGUAGCACCAAAGUGCCCACGAUGUGUGUAGACUGGAGUAACAUCAGACAACUCCUGUUGUUCCCCACACCAGGUGAAAGUGGCGGUCCGUCCCUGCCCCCUUUAACAUCUCGGCGAAUGAGAGAAUCCUUGACACGGUUUCCUAAUAGCUCUAUGCACCGCUAUUCCACCCCUCAUGCCUUCAAUUACACCACGCCUUACCCGCCUACAGGAGGCGCUCUAUCCCAGAGGCAGCGCUCCACCUCCACACCCAACGUCCACAUGGUUAGCACCACCAUGCCUGUAGACAGCAGCAUAAUCGAGGAUGCGAUGCGCAAUCAUGACUCUGCGGGGAGUUCCCCCAGCCAGAGCCCGACAGGUUGGUCCCAGUCCCAGUCUAAAACCCCUGCACCUGCCCAGCGAGAGAGGGCAACGUCCUUCAACACUCAGGAGAAAAAUAAGAUUAGGCCUCGGGAUAAGCGGGAUUCUAGUUAUUACUGGGAGAUCGAGGCCAGUGAGGUGAUUCUGCACUCCCGCAUCGGUUCUGGCUCUUUUGGAACUGUAUACAAAGGGAAAUGGCAUGGUGAUGUAGCAGUGAAGAUUUUAAAAGUGACUGACCCCACACCAGAGCAGUUUCAGGCAUUCAGAAAUGAGGUGGCUGUCCUGAGGAAAACACGACAUGUCAACAUCCUGUUGUUCAUGGGUUACAUGACAAAGGACAACUUAGCCAUUGUGACCCAGUGGUGUGAGGGCAGUAGCCUCUACAAACAUCUCCACGUCCAGGAGACAAACUUCCAGAUGUUUCAGCUCAUAGAUAUCGCCAGGCAGACAGCUCAGGGCAUGGACUAUUUGCACGCAAAGAACAUCAUUCACCGUGACAUGAAAUCCAACAACAUCUUCUUGCAUGAAGGGCUAACAGUGAAAAUUGGGGACUUCGGUCUGGCCACGGUGAAGGCCAGGUGGAGCGGAUCACAUCAGGUGGAGCAGCCCUCUGGAUCCAUUCUCUGGAUGGCUCCCGAGGUUAUCCGAAUGCAGGACAACAAUCCCUACAGCUUCCAGUCCGAUGUCUAUUCGUACGGCAUUGUUCUCUAUGAGCUGAUGACGGGAGAGCUCCCGUACUCCCAGAUCGCAAACAGAGAUCAGAUUAUCUUCAUGGUGGGUAGAGGCUACUUGUCUCCAGACCUCAGCAAGCUCUACAAGAGUUGCCCCAAAGCCAUGAAAAGGCUGGUGGCUGACUGCAUCAAGAAGUCGAAGGAUGAGAGGCCGCUCUUCCCCCAGAUCUUGUCAUCCAUCGAGCUUCUCCAGCAUGCCCUCCCCAAGAUCAACCGCAGUGCCUCAGAACCGUCCCUGCACAGAGCCUCUCACACUGAGGACAUCAACGCCUGUACUCUGACCUCCACCAGACUGCCUGUGUUUUAGAGGCUCAGACAGCACCACCCCUCCUCCUCUUCUCCUACUGCUCAUCCUUUUCCUCCUCUAAAAAUCUGAAAUAGUCCAAACACCCUGAAUGCCUAACUUCUCCUACAUACAGACACAGAAAGAGACCUAACACACAUAUGCUGAUGCAAACAUAUUCAAACAUGCAUUAUAUCUUUUAAGUGUUUGGAGGAAAAGAGGAGAGAGGCGUGGAAGUGCAUCUGAGAAUAACUGUGGAUGAGACUGGUGAUGAAUUGCCAAUAGAUCUACACCUGAAGAGGAUGUCAUAAGAUACCUAUUGGGUUGGUUCUUCGCUUACCACUGUAUCAGCGAUUGAGGCCUGCAGAGGCUUCGUUGUUGCAAUGCGGCUGGUGAAAUUUGUAAAUAUAUGCACGCACACCUACCUAAAGACAGAAAAAAUUAAGACAUUGAAGGAAGCUCAAGGGAAAGACACACGUGUGUCUCUUGACUUGGGUUCUUUGAUGUGAAGCACACCCUUCUGUCUGGCUGCCCUGGUUUCUGAUGAAGAGGACCUUCAAUGCUUACCUGCCUUAAGAGGAAACAAAGCCUGAACUAAGAUAAUGCACAACUUCACCUCCUCUGGUUUAUCAAAAACAAAGCAGUUGGACGUAGACCAUUUAGUUGCACAGUAGUAUUUGAUUUUGCAUUGUCUUAAUCAGAAUGGAGUAGAUAUGGGAAAUUUUUAUUGUUGUCUUUAUUUUCCUUAAUUCCCUUUAUUUUAUUUUUUAAUUUUUUUUUUGGGUCAUUCUGAGGAAUAUAGCCUGUCAGAUAGCAAGUAUGAGUGACUGAGGAAAAUCUUUGAAUUUGCACAUUUUAGCAAAAGCAGUGGCUAUGUUUCAACAGUCCAUACGAUUGAUUCAUGGCUUUGAGUGCUCUGAUCUAUAGAUGCCCACACAUUCUGAUCAGUCCAUGGGUAGGUUAUAAUGAGCUGGAUAUUUGGCAGUUGUCUUAAAUAUUUAAAAGUGAUUUGGAAACUAAUUUGUAUUUGUCUAUCAUGUCUCUUUCAGGAGGUCAAACGUUUUAUUGUAAACUUGGUGAGAGAGUUGUUUAUUCAAUGUUUUAAUAAAAUUAAGUUAAAUUC
This is a messenger RNA of Myripristis murdjan (pinecone soldierfish), 3521 nucleotides long. It is a transcript of the gene raf1a, whose product is annotated as Raf-1 proto-oncogene, serine/threonine kinase a. Gene Ontology annotation, cellular component: mitochondrion; cytosol. The transcript has 17 exons. Gene Ontology annotation, molecular function: ATP binding; MAP kinase kinase kinase activity. Bases 506 to 2422 code for a protein of 638 amino acids. The record is from RefSeq and is a predicted model, not a curated record. NCBI's taxonomy places the organism in Eukaryota, Metazoa, Chordata, Actinopteri, Holocentriformes, Holocentridae. Gene Ontology annotation, biological process: protein phosphorylation; MAPK cascade.